CGACGUUCAGCGGAGCCUGAGAGGUGACGUUGCACUCGAGCCGGGGGCGGGGAUAGAGCGAGGCGCCGCGGAGCUAAACGGGCCGCUCCCAGCGACUCCGUCCUGCCCUCAGCCGCAGCGGGCGGCCCGGCUCCGGGUCCCGGCUCUGCCCGCGCGGGCCCGGCAGCGGGAGAUGCGCUCGGCUUGAGCACCCGCCCCGCCCUCGGUUUCGGCCCCUCCGGGGUGGGAGCAGCGAUGGCGGCGCGGAGCUGGCAGGAGGCGCUGGCCCAGCAGGCCGAGGAGGUGUCGGCCCGGGUGCGGGACGCGCUGUCGGUCGGGCUGGGCCUGCUGCGCACAGAGCUGGGUCUGGAGCUGGGCCUCGAGCCGCAGGGCCUCCCGAGCUGGCUCGUGCUGCUCGCCACGGCCGCCCUGGGGCUGCUGCUGCUGCUGGGGCUGCUCUGGGCCGUGGCUUGCGCAACGGGCUCCCGCAGGAAGCAGCCCCGGAGCCUGCCUGGCCGGGAAGAAGACGAGGCGGUAGCUCUGGGCCUGACAGGCGGCGGUGGCGUCCCCAACAAGGAGGCUCCGGCCGCGCUGCUGCUGCUGAAGGCUGAGGAGCAGAAGAAACGGACCAAGAAGAGACUUGCGGAGAAAGGGGCGGCCAGGCCUAAUGGACGGCCUGUUCUUGAAGAGUUUGAGGAUGAAAUAAUUCAGACGGUUCGAAGAGAAAAUCUGAAGCAGCCACUGGAUGCAGAAAAGAAAAAUGAGAAGUCAAAAAAGAAUAAGAAGAAAUCAAAGGGAGAUGCUAAAACAGUUCAGGACCCGUCUCGUCUCGAUGGAAAAGAAGCAGAUGAAGGAGCUUGGGAAACUAAAAUCAGUAACCGUGAGAAAAGGCAGCAGCGUAAGCGUGACAAGGUACUGACUGAUGCUGGUCCAAUAGAACCAAAUCUCCCUGGGAUGGAAAAUGCAGUUACAGUAACCACUGAACAAGUAAUACCUACACCAUCUUUUCCAGUUGGUCCCAGAAAAAAUAAAGGUGAUACAAUUCUGAAUGUUCAAGUUAGCAGCUCUAAAUCUGCAAAGGGAGAUUCAACAAUUCAGCAAGUUUCUUCAGGGUUGAAUGAAAGUCCUACUGUAAAUGGAGGAAAUUGGAAUGAGAAGUCUGUAAAAAUCUCCUCAGAGAUCAGUGCAGGUGAGGAGAAAUGGACAUCUGUUCCAUCAACUGCAGCAGGGAAGAGGAAAACUGAGACAUCUGCUUGGGGUCAGGACACUGGAGAUGCUAGUGGAAAUGGAAAAGAUUGGAGUGUAUCCCUUGUGAGCAGGUCCUGGGGAGAGCGUACUUUGUUCCCUAGCAUUGCUGCCUGGAAUGUAGAUGGAAGGAUCAAGGCCUCUGAACCAAAUUCUGCCUCUUUCACUUCCUUAGGACUAAAUCCUGCAAUUUCUGGAUCUAGCAAUGAGCCAGUUACUCAGCCUGGUACUUCUGAUUUUCAGUGGGAUUUAAGCCGCAGUCAGCCCCAUGUUGAUGAUGAAUGGUCUGGGUUAAAUGGUCUUUCUUCUGCUGAUCCCAGCUCUGAUUGGAAUGCACCAGCAGAAGAGUGGGGGAACUGGGUAGAUGAAGAAAAGGCUUCUAUUCCACAGCCUGAGGAACCAUUAUCUGAUGUUCAGAAGGCUUCAGAUGAUGAGAGAGAAAAAGCAGAGCCAACUCUCCAGAGCUGUACUAGUGGCAAAUCCAAGAAGAAGAAGAAGAAGAAAAAGAAGCAAGGUGAAGAAGCUAGCUCUCCUACACAGGAUGCUGAAGACCUGGAUAGAGAGGUUGGAGAGGAAUUUCAGGAGGAUACUGCAAAAGCUCAACCACAACAGGAAAUAGCUUUUUCUUUGAAGACCAUAAGCACUAGUGAACCAGCUGAGCCUGAGGAGACUCCUCCACUUGCUGUUUCUACUGAGCCAUCUGUAAUUGUAUCAGAGAGUGAUUCUGACAAGAUCUCUUCCCAAGUGCCACAGAUGCUACAAGAGACAGAUGUUUCCAGUCCUAAUAUUAAGCAAAAUAGUGUGCCUCCUCCACAAACCAAGUCUGAAGAUAGCUGGGAGUCCCCAAAACAAGUUAAAAAGAAGAAAAAAGCAAGAAGGGAAACGUGAAAUUCCUGAGAUGGACGUGUGUUGGUGAAAAGCUGUCAUGAAGAUUAUGCUGUUUAUGCAAUAAUUUGUGAACAUGUACAGAAUUUUAUAUAUUUCAACUGAUUUUUAAAACAGAACUGCUGUGAACACGACCAUCUUUAAAAAGGAAUCAAAGGAAAUUGUGAUAGAGAGCAGCAGAAAGUGCUACAGUGCUGGAAGAUGCUUUGAAGAGUCUUUUUUUCCCACUGUAAGGGAAAGAUCUUUAAAAAAAAUAAAAUAAAAUAAAAAACCUGGUUUUACAACACAGUACCCUGUUUACAACAGAUUAUGCCCUAUCUCAUCUGCAGCUGGGAAUAAAGUAUUGAUUUUUUUUUAAGAAAGGGUUGUCUGUAAAAUAGUUGUCUAUAAAAUAGGUGGUGUUUCUUGCAUCUCUUUUGAGUGAUGCAUAAGAAACUGAGAUCUACCAUUUGAUUUUGCUUCAUGCCUAAAUCAAAGUGCUUUGAUUAAAUACAUAAUCUGCCAUAUUUUUACAAUAUGCUGGUUAGCCAAGCAUGCUAACCAUUAAAGGAAUCACAAGUGCAAAUAAAAUCAUUAAAUAAAAAUCCAUUUGUACAGUUCAACCUUCAUGGUUUAUUAUAAAAAGUUAAAGAAAAUAAAAAUUGGUGGGCUAAAAGGCUGAGAAUGUGAUUGCUGAAACUUGAGUAUGGUUCAUGAAGUUAUUUUUGAUAGCCUCUAUUACAUUACUUGAAUUGUUCAAAGUAACAGUAUAUUUUAAUUAAGAAUGUGGCAAUGUGCAUAAAAUCAGUUCUAUUGUUUUCUACUUUAUCCUGUAUUCCUUUUUUUUUUUUGGGUUGGUAGGUUGACUCAUUUAAAACUCAUCCCUGAUCAUUUUUAGACUCUUAAAAUAAAAUUCAUAUUUUCCUUUCCCCUUAUCAUUUAUUAAUUACCUUUCUCUUUGUUAAUUUUUUUUAAAGCAAGAUCAGCUGUUUUCAUUCACUAACUGUACAGGACUUUAAGGAUUUGGUGGAGAAUGAAAGAAUGGCUUCAGACAGCUUUAAUUGACAUUGUCAAGACCACCAAUUAUCAGGAAUACAUUUUUUUUACUGCCUUAACCUGUAGUCUGUAGAAUAUGCAUCUAGACUUCUUGAAGGGGAUUAGUGUUUUUAUAAGAAAUUCCAUGCAAGUGUAGCAGUUGUAAAAUAAAGAAUAUUUCCCACUUGAAACUGUUGAUUAAAAUGGUGUUUGAGAAUUGUCCUUAUUUUCAGGCACUGUGUAAUUGCAUCGUAUCAAACUGGCAGGUUUCUUUUUAUCAAUAAAUGUGCAUGCUCAGCCAUGUACACUGUAAAUAGCCUUUCCAAGCUUGUGUUUGAUAAGGACCAUAAUUAACAUCACUUAUUGAAUUCUGGUAAAGAGCCAUGAUUUAUUUCAUGUGAUUGACUUUGUUGGUUUUUGUGUGGCAAAGAAAUGAAGCUGUAACCAAUGGUACUGAUCAGCCAUCCACUAUUCUCUUAUACAGGACUGCAGUUUGAUAGUAUUUACGUGCAAGACAAGAAUAGUUAAAGAAACAAGCUGAUUUUAAUUGUACUGAAGACAUGCCUUACUAAUUGACGCUUUCCUAAUAAAUGAAUACUAACUUAUACAGGUAUCAAUACCUAUGUCAAGAACAUGGCAAAUGUGUUUAUAUGUUCAAAAGUUUUGUUUAAUUCAAUGACAUUUCUAAGUUGAUUUGUUUAAAAUAAAUUGAGCAAAUUGAUAAUAUUGUUUUAUUUACUGGAAGGGAGUAAUGUUUAAGCCUUGAUGCCUAUCCAGGAUUCCAUGUAAACUGAACUGAAAUACAGUUUUCCACAGGAAUUUUUAAAAAGGGAAUGUUAAAAAUGAAAUCAUGUAAAGUGCUAUUGCUUGUAGAUAACAUUUCCAUUUUGCUUGCUUUUUUUAGUAAGUGUGACAAAUACUUUACUUGUUUUAAAUUUAGGUUUAUAGUGAAUGUCCAAAACUUGUUUUGCAUGGUUCCCAGUCUCUACACUUGGCUAGAAGUGGCAUUCUGAGGAGGGGUUUGAGGACCUUAAGUAAUGAUGUUUCCCAAAAACGCUUUAAAAAUUGAAUGACUUAAGUGUUAUAUUUUUUCGUCUCUCUUGACAGAGGGAGGUGACUGCUUAGGGUUGCCAAAUAAGUCCUUGAAUCACUUGACAUCUUAAUAAAACUUGUUGCAAAUAAAUCAGACUUGCUGCUAAACAAA
Chrysemys picta bellii (western painted turtle) is the source of this 4327-nucleotide messenger RNA. RefSeq names its product metadherin (gene MTDH). Gene Ontology annotation, molecular function: transcription coregulator activity. NCBI's taxonomy places the organism in Eukaryota, Metazoa, Chordata, Testudines, Emydidae. The record is from RefSeq and is a predicted model, not a curated record. Gene Ontology annotation, cellular component: nucleus. Gene Ontology annotation, biological process: positive regulation of angiogenesis; positive regulation of canonical NF-kappaB signal transduction; regulation of transcription by RNA polymerase II.